UGCACGUAGUGGGCAUGGGCGAGGUGUGGGGGAGAGAGUUACCCGGCAUAUCAGAGGACAAGUCAGACAAGAGGAAAGAGGCAAAGGAACGGGCAGAGAAGAUGAAGAUAGCAUGGAGGUACGAGGGGCUGGGCCAGUUCGAGACUGCAAGAGGGUCUCCAAAUGUGCAGAGGACUGUGAGCCAAGGCGAUGGCACAACGGAAGAACAAGUCGUGUUUUGCCAUACUUUCGAUCUCGCAAAGCGCCUUACCCUGCCGGUAGGGACGGCAAUAAAUUAUGUGCCCAUACCAUCACCAGCAGGCACUUCCGCAUCACCAUUCCCUUCGAUACUGCAGAAUAUACGGCAGCAACUUGCCUCGACGCCAGCCCACACAAUUCAUCGGAUUGUGAUACCGUCUCUUCUUUCGCCCGCCCUGUAUCCUUCGUCAUCGGCGCAUCCAACCGCUAUACUCCAGUUCCUCCACGGUCUCCGAGCACUGCUACGGCAGUACUCCACUCGCCUGACUGCUCUCAUAACACUUCCAUUGACUCUAUACCCUCGGUCCUCUGGCCUUGUCCGCUGGAUGGAGAUCCUCUCGGAUGGAGUCUUCGAGCUGUCGCCAUUCCCCUACUCGCGGAUGCAAGCGCUCGCGCAGUCAGCGGGCGCAACCAAGGACGAGGAGCGACCACAGGGCAUGUUUGCAGUACACAAACUACCCGUGUUCCAUGAGAGAGGCGGCGGUGGAAGCGUCGAGGAUCUGGGCGAGGAUAUGGCGUUUACGUUGAGCCGGCGAAAGUUUGUGAUUGCAAAGUUUAGCUUGCCGCCGCUCGAAGGCGAUACUGAGGCACAAGAGGAGGCAGUCAGAGAGGCAGCUGGCGGAAGCGCCAUGCCGAAGAAGCAGGAUUUAGAGUUCUAGAACGCGCAAUUCGUCUGAUGCGUAGGAUACCCGGCAGGGCACCGAGAUGGCGGCAUGGCGUAUACUUGAUCGACCCAUGUACCUCCUUAUUCAUUCCGAAUCGCUGUCCUCCCCAAGCAUGUCCUCCAUUUCGAUCUGCUCCCACCCUGCACUGCCAGCCCCAGACCCGAAUCCUCGUGUGUAGGUGCGGCCGAAAGAUGCGUUGCGAGGAUUUAGUGUGACGCCGGCGAAUCUGGCACGGAAGCC
Exserohilum turcica Et28A is the source of this 1142-nucleotide messenger RNA. RefSeq lists its product as uncharacterized. Gene Ontology annotation, biological process: tRNA wobble uridine modification. Gene Ontology annotation, cellular component: elongator holoenzyme complex; cytoplasm; transcription elongation factor complex. The transcript is spliced from 2 exons. NCBI's taxonomy places the organism in Eukaryota, Fungi, Ascomycota, Dothideomycetes, Pleosporales, Pleosporaceae. The record is from RefSeq and is a predicted model, not a curated record. Bases 15 to 896 code for a protein of 293 amino acids.